This is a messenger RNA of Rangifer tarandus platyrhynchus (Svalbard reindeer), 252 nucleotides long. Lineage: Eukaryota; Metazoa; Chordata; Mammalia; Artiodactyla; Cervidae. The record is from the annotation of a GenBank genome assembly.
AUGCAGCCGGUGGGCGAUGGUGACUUUGCCAGCAAGAGGGAGGGAAGAAGCCUCGUCAUCCGGCAGAUCCAGGCUGCACAACAGGAGCUGUUCUUGGCUGUAGGUGCCCGACAGGGGCUGAAGAUGAUGGUAGGAGCCCAGAAGGAACCAUCCCACCGCUGUGUGCAAAGGCCCUGUUCUGGUGGAACAGUGCCCUUCACUUCGGUCAGCAGGUUCCUGCUGCACACACUGCUAUACGUGCCCAAUGUGUGA